Molecule: messenger RNA, 2283 nt
Organism: Rubroshorea leprosula
Lineage: Eukaryota; Viridiplantae; Streptophyta; Magnoliopsida; Malvales; Dipterocarpaceae
Source: the annotation of a GenBank genome assembly
AAGAAAUAUUGGUACUUAGCAUUUACCUAAGAUGCCAAAUGCAAACGCCCACUGUUCGUUGGUCAUUGCAGCCAUGUUUGUGCAUGAAGGAAACCAUGCUAGUAUAUAUGUCCACAAGAUAUAGAGAAGCCAUCUCCCCCACUACAAACACUACCUUCUCCCUUUCAAACCCAGGACAAAAAACUCUUCUUCUUAUAUGCAAAACUCCAUUACUUGACGAUGGUACCCUAUUAAGUCACAACCCCAUAUUUCUCUCCCUCUGCUUGGCAGUACUCCCUGUAUUUCAGUUUCAAAAUAACGAUAAUUUCCUGGGCCUGCUGCGCAGGUACAGCUUUUGCUGCUGCUGCUGCCGGUGCAACAUAUGUAUACACACACACAAAACAAACAAGUAACGAAAACACGCAGAGGGAGUGAGUGUGUGUGUGUUGGUGUAUAUGGUACCUAUUUUAUUUAAAUAGACCUAUUUGUAUUGUUCCGCUCCGUUUGUAUAAAUAGGUGGCUGUUACCUUGUGUUUCUGCUCGUGGGUAAGAACAGGGAAGAAAAAGAAGAACUACAACCAUUCCAGUCUAGUUAGCAAGCAAUGGAGUUUGGUGAGAUUUUUGUGGAGAUUGUUGAGCCGCUGCUUGAAAAUUGAACUUUGGAGUUACUGGCAAAGGAGGACACUGGUGAUAACAAUGAGGUGGUGAGGUGCUCCUCGAAUGCUUCCUUACAAUGCACUCAAAGAUAACUUCAAAGAUAGAGUAGCUUGUUAUAGGUUAAGAGUUAGUCAGGGAUGAUGGAUCAUACGGUUGGAAAUUUUGUGGAGGAAAAGGAGGAGCAGGAUCAAUUAGUCGAAGAGGACUUACCUCAAGGGAUGAAGAAGGAGAGAAAAAGUCUAUGGGUUUUGCUCCAAUGGGUGGGUUUAUUUUGAUAACUUCGGCUUUAAUUUCUAGCCUUACACUUCCAAGUUUAAGAAAGAAGAAUUUGUGGAUACUUGAGUUAUGGAAGUGGGAAAUCUUGGUUUUGGUAGUUAUAUCUAGAAGGUUGAUAUCAGCUUCGAGAACAGUGUAUCAAACCCCGUCGGUCAAAUUCCGACCAUCAACAGAUACUCUGAUUCAUCAUAUUUCAGAAGCUCAUUUUCUCCUUUUAACUCGCCGACGUGAAGACUCAUCUCGCAGUAGUCUGGUUUAACAAAGAAAAAGAAUAGGAGUAAAUGGGCAAGCUUUAAUUUCUCCGAGAAGUCGAAAGGCCAGUCCGACAUUUACCGUCUUGGGUUUCUUGAUCGGCAUCUGGAGAUGGGUCGAACCAGAUGACCUUGAGAGUGGCGGGAGACACUUCAACUUCAAGAGAAAAACCCAAGAAAUUGAAUUAGAUUCUAUGGGGGAUUUCAAUCAAUUUCGAUUCUUGAAACAGGAAAUGAAAAAGGGUUCUAGAAAUUACAGUUGGGUUCGUCGGGGUUGUAUUCUUUAUCGGAAUCUUCUUUUCUGCAGUCGAUUGAGAUGGAUAAGGCGCUUCUUCCGUUAUUUUCUUCAAAAAGGAUAAGAAGAAGUGUUCUGAUAUUCAAUCUUCCAGAGCAAGAUUCCCAACAGUUGAAGAAAUCGCAACCUCCAGAGAGGAUACGCAGAGCAGCAACGAUGUUGACACCAGCCUUGACUGUAAGUGACUGCCGGCGAGAAUUGUAGGGUGGCUAUGGCGAUUCCACAUCCUACCAGUUCUGCAACAGCGUUCUUGAACAGUUCUGUAAGGUCUAACAACAUAGCUGUUUGGCUGUUUGGCAGGUUUUACUCUCUUCUUAAAGGUAAUAUAAUUACAAAAAAAUGGUUUGCAGCCGGUGAUGUCAAUUUUUAGGUAAGGUCUGUAUUUCAUUAUCAUGUUCAUAAUGUUCAUUCUAUAUGGAAUUCCUACCAAAGACCUAAAAGAGGAGUUUAUGCUUUUGCUACUUGUGGGCUUUGUGAAUUAGCUUUAGAAGAAUCAAGCCAUUUAUUCCUUAAUUGUCAGUUGCCUAUAGACUUUUAAUGAGAUGUUAUGCAUGGUGGGGUUUACUUUCUGAGUUCCCUAACUCAUUUUUGGAUCUAUUCAAACAACAUGCCUGGUUCGGGUAUUACAAGUCAGUGAGGAAGGCAUGGUAUGUAAUCUGGGUUGGUAUUUUAUGGAGAUUAACGUUGACAUACUUUUUGCAUGAUGAGAUGACCAGGUCAAGAAGGAAUAAGCAAGAGCAGGAGGAGCUUUGCUGAAUAUUUAGUACCUCGAGCUCUUAUUGCCUUGAUGGGACCAUUUAUUUAGUGUGAGCAAGUUAUGUUCUU